UUUAGUCAAGCGGGUUGGUUGCGGGAAGAAGCUUCGCGCCCCUUGGGCUCCGCAGGUUCGGGUUGACGGUAGGUGCGCAUGUUGGCGCGCGAAAGAGGCUCUGGCUGUAAGGAGGCGCUUGGAGUAGAGAGGGGCUUCGUGGGGGCCUGAGGGGAGGCGAAGCGGUUAUUGCUGCUGUUAUCAAUGAAUUAAGAAAAUGGUUAAAAGGGAACGGGCAGGAAAAAAGGGGGGUUCGUCUGUGAGACAUCCCGCUGCAAAGGCUUUUUUUUGGCGCUUUGGCCCUAAGGACACGCUCGCCAAGGAGCAGGAUCCGCUCAAUGUGCUUCUGAGGGGCGUGAGACCCACCUGGCUCACUUUCCGCUUUGGGGAAGAGCCACUUAGAGCGGUAAAGCGCGAGUGGGGAUAGUAAAACUGAAUCCACCCCUGAAUCCGCUCCCAUUCAAACUCAAAGCCCUCUGCGCCCCCCCCCCCCCACCGUAAUAAAAAGUUGGGAGAUCUGAUCACAUAUCUCAUGGGCCACCUCGCCCUUCAGUGUGGCUCUUGGAGACUGGCCGAAAGUUACUGAAGAGUUGUUUUUUUUAAUGGCGGGGUUGGGGUUUGAAAGUGCAUUUUUUUCCUUCCUGAUACACACACACACACACACACACACACACAGAGAGAGAGAGAGAGAGAGAGAGAGACUUAUCUUUGAAAUCAGCAAGUGGAAACCUCCCCCCUCCCCUGGCCUUCCUAAUUCUGGAAGGAAGGCACGAGAGUGUAGAGAAAAGCAGGCAACUCUGGCAUCAGAAUUUACUGCCAGGCCCUUUUAAGGAAUGGAUACUAAGGACUUUUCUUAUUUGCCACCUUCUAACUUUGUUCCAGAACUGGUUGUUUAAAACAGUUGAACAAAUGUGUGGUGUAUAAGCCUAUCCGUUUGGUAACCUCCCUCACCCCAUUGUGGAGCUCUCCCCCAGUAGACAUUUCGUAAUUCUAGCCUCAGCAUUUCUUGGAAGCCUGUAAAACUCUGCUUGGUAUCCUUUGGGGGAGGGGUGUCAGAGUUAAGUUGGAAAGCAAUAAGAAAGUUCUACUAAAUUGGAUAAAGUUCUGUGUUGCUAGGUUUUGUGUUUUUGUUCUGUCAGACAUAACUUCCAUGUUCAGGGGUGGUACAUCUUUGUAUGCCAGAAGACAGAAACAAACAAGGAGUGGCGUUGUAUACUGCUUGCAUGAUGUCCAGAAGCUUCUACCUGGCUGUCACUGGAAGCAGAGUUACAGGCUAGAUGGAUCUUUGGCCUAAUCCAUUGUGAUUUUUUUUUUUUUUAGGGAAUCCAUUAGAGGCACUAAUUAUAUUUCAAAAAUUAUUAACAGGCCACCAUUUGGGGGCAUAAAGCACUAGAUGGCUCACACAUAAUUAAAAAAAGUACAGAUUCUAAUUGCUUAGGUAGCAGUAUUAAUAACCAUUUAAAAACAUAGGCUACAGUACUUAAAACAGAUAAAGCAAAAUAAGUCUUGGGGUUGUUGUUUUUAAUUAUCACUAUAAAAAGAAAAGAAAACAACAGUGAUGCCACAAAAUGAGUAAAACGAGACAGGUUGGGGUGAGUAUUUUUAACGCAGUACGCCUCUGCUCCUGGAACAGAGAGUGAGAAUCCAGCAGGAAUUUGGGUUUGGAAUUAUUUCAGCCAACAAUUUUUAUGUUAGGUGGUGGGUAGGUUUAUCACCUUGACAGUCGUCAAUGUUUAACCUUGAGCUUACCUUCAAGGUAUAGGAAUGGGUGAGAGGGGCAUGUUGUGAACAAAGGGUGGGAAAUAAAGAGCUUGUGCAGAGGUGAGCAUGAUUAAUCAUUAGGGGCAAGGGCGUCUGGGGAUAGUGAAUAACUUGCUAAAAAGAGAGGUGUGGGUUCAUAGACCUGUAUGGAAGCCUAGCCCCUUAAGCCCAAAUGUAAGACUUAAGCUGUUUUUGGUGAAUAAGGAGGGGAAAAUACUCUGUUCCAAUCAGGUCUUUAUUUUGUUGUACACCUAGCGGGAGGAAAGGCAUCGCUGCGGGACAGGAUAGUUGUAACUGUUAGAGACUAUUUGUGAAAUUUAAAAGUGUGUGUGUAUGUGCGCGGACACACAUAUGCACACUUAACUUAAAUGUGUUUCAUUUGCUCUCUUUGGUCUCCAGUGUCCAUCAUGCCUUGUACCAGAUCUCAGUCUGAAAGCCAGAGCACCAUCAAAUUCCCAAAGCGGAAAUCGAUUAGGAGAUGUCACAAACCUCUAGAGAAUGAGGAGGCUUCAAAACUGAACACAAGCCCACUGUCACUUUCACCCCAGAAGCAGGUCUUGCCUCUCAGCCCCCGUAAACGGCUUGGUGAGUUGCCUUUCUCUUCAUCAAACCAAAAUAUCCUAACACAUUCUUAUAUAGAAAGCCUGCUCAGCCAUUCUGCUUGACACUUAACCAGCUGUAUUUUAAGCCGUAUUUUAAUUAACUGUUGUUGUUGUUUUCCUAUUACGUUUUACUGUAAUUUAUAUUUGGUGUUAGUCGCCCUGAGUCCGGCCCUGGCCAGGGAGGGCGGGGUAUAAAUAAAUUAUUAUUAUUAUUAUUAUUAUCAUUAUUAAUGAAUGGGACUUUGCUAAGUGAUGCCAAGAUUUUCUUAGAUUGAACACCAGAGUUAAGAACACAGGAAAAGCUGCCUUAUACAGCUUCAGGCCAUGUAUCUCAGUAUUGUCAACACUGACUGGUAGUGGCUGCAGGGUUUUGGACGGGUCCUACCUGGAGUUAGUGAGUGGAAUUGGGGCUAUUUUUUUCUUGCAAAGCAUCUGGUCUAUUUCCCAUGAAGGCUAACUUGAAAGAUUAAAAGUAAUUCAUGGGCAGGCCUGUUUGUGUACUGCUGAAGAAUCUGUGCUUGAAAUAAUUGCUCUGCUCAAUAGUAUUCCUACAGACAGGCUUAUCUACAAAGAUUGAAGUGGUUAUUUUUAUUCUAAACCCAGCAUUUGGAGUUUUUGCAGUAGCAAGUCGGAACAAUUAGGGUUGAUGCAGUAAGUGUACAUUGCAAAGGGUCCAGAGGGAAGGAGCAGGCAGAGCGCAGCAACACUUCUCUGAAUAAGGAGGCAUUUGACAGGCCCUGUGCUUGUGUUUUUCCUAAAUGAUGCCUAUGAUAAUAAGAGCUCUGAAACGUUAAAUGAAAUAACAAAAGGCAUCUUAAAGACAUCAUGUUGUAUGGCAGACAUGAACUCUGGUAAAAUAGAGGGCAGACAAACUUGUCUUUUACAUAUGGGUUCUUGUCUGUAUUUCACAUUCACUUUCUUCUGCUCUUGCUUUCUUCUAAACUUGGCAUGGUGUGUCUUUGUUUCCCACAGGAGAUGACAAUCUCUGCAAUGUCACCCAGUUGCUGCCUUGCUCCCCAAGUAAGCAGGGUAAAAAAGAGAAUAGCUUUCCACCCACUUCUCCCAAGGGCCGGGCUUUACUCUUCAGCGAGCGUUCAACCCCCAAAUCUCCAACUAAGGGAAGCAAUUUGGUUCCCUCUCCCUUUCGUGGUGGUCAAGAAACCCCUAAUGCUUCACCGCAGCAUCGCCACCCAAGGAAAGAACUGGUGUGUACUCGUCUCUUUAAGCAAGAAGGUAUGUAAUAGCAUUGUGUAUGGUGGAAGAACUGGGUACCACAUCUUCUGCGGUUGCUCGGAUUUUAAAAAAUGGGUUUAUAAAGAAUUCAGUCUCUUAAGACCUCAGAAUCCAAGGCUAGUUCACUGUUAUUCCCACAAAAUGAGAAAACUUAAGGCAUGGCUGUGUCAUAAAUUCAAAAUGGUUUUCAGACUUUUUCAAUUGUUACAUUACCCGCAGGCAAGAGCCGCUGUGGUUCCAUGGAAGGGGUUGGAAUAUUUCUCACCAUUCUCAGCAACCUCAUAAAAUUACAGUUCCUAGGAUGCUUUGAGGGAAGCCAAGGAAUAAAAACUAUUGAAAUUUGUGGUUUAGCUGUGAUCACAGAGGGGCUUGACAUACUGCCUUUCAUCUUUAGUCAUUUAUUGCUGGUCAGAAUAUUGCAAGUAAGUUUUAUUGGCAACGUUAAUGUUAGAAUGGCGUCCCUUCUUGAACAUGCUUAUUUGAUUCUUAUGUCGACAAUCUUAACAACUACAGGCAGUGUUAAAAAAAGCAAGGCAAUACAUCAGUAGUAUAAAACAGAGCAGUAGAAGACUUGUUUGAAUAGGCAAGGGUCUAUUUAGUCUAGCAAUCUGCUUUCAACUGCAGCUAGCUGCAACGAUAGAACACCUCAAUAAAAGGAACUUUUAAAAAGAGACAGUAAGAGUAAUCUUUCAUUUAUUGUAAUAGACCUCUUCCUAAAUCCAGUGCUUUUUUUUUUUUCUACUGUUGUGUCUGUUAGAAGAGAGUUGUACAAUUAGUAUUUGUAUAGUUUUUGUUAGGUAUAUUGAGGUGUUUUAUUUGUUCUAAACCUGUCUUCAUUUUGUUUAUACAGGCACCUGUUACCAGCAGGCAAAGAGUCUCCUACACACGGCUCUUCCGGACCAGCUGCAUGCAAGGGAGAAAGAGACAGGUGUUCUUCAUAGAUUCCUGAGAGAGCAUGUCUCUAGGGAGAUCCCAGGAAGCCUUUAUAUCUCUGGAGCUCCAGGCACUGGGAAAACUGCCUGCCUCAACAGGGCCCUGAUGGACUUAAAGGUAAAACUGCUGGAUUUGAAUUUGGACGCUGGUCCUCUUUCAGACUUUUGCUAUGAAACAUAAUGCCGGAAGAACCAUUGCCUAGCUCUGACAGAUGGCAUUUAACAUAUGUUAAAUAUAACAUACAACUUGGGUCUACUCUUGUUUCAGAAUUCUCUCAUAUGCCAUUAGGGGUGGGGGAACUAUGUGAAUUCAGAGCCCAGUGAGAACCUUUUCCUGCAAUUAUUCUCCAAUGCCCAUAAAAGACUUUUUGCCUGUAUAUCUUACACUUUUAAUAUUCCAAAACAAGGUUAAGGAAGCUUUACUGUGGUUUGUAUUUGGCCAGCAGAUCUUAUCCCUGGUUUAAGAUGGAUAUAGGAAGCUUGGUUUUGUGCUAACUAAAGUUUGGUGUGGUAUCUGAAUUGACAAACCAUAGGGACAACCACUGCUUUGUUUCCAAAAGUAGGAGUGAACUUAGGAAGUGCUGAAGAAGCGGGGAAAUGAAAGCAGACAAACAAUUCUAAACCGUAGCUUAGCUGAACAUUUGGAUGCUCAAACUGAUAUGAGUUUUGAGCUACGGUUGACACAGACCAUGCUUUGGUGUGCUGCCUAAUUGAAAAUAUUUUGCCCCUACAAGAUAUAUGUGAACACAUGGCUAUUCAGUGGAUUUCAAGGACCUGCCUUUCCAGGGUGGUAUGCUUAUAAUUUGUGCCUGAUUGGGGGCAGCUUAGCAGUUUUGCCUAAGAGAGUAUAUUUGACCAUCCCUCAUGCUGGCUUAUUGGUCCCCCAGGCACAAGAAAGUUGCCUCCUGUAAUUUCCUGUCCUCCACAGUUUCGUUGCAGGUACUUCUGCUCAGUGAUGGUCUGUGGAAUUGCUGUCUCUUUGUUACACUACUUGUACUCUAUUGCAAAGUUUGAUCUGCUCUAAAACACUCCUUUGUCUCUCUGGCAGGCGGAGCUCGCUGGGUGUCAGAUCAUAGUCCUAAACUGCAUGGCCCUGAGAAGCUCCCAGGCUGUGUUCCCAGCAAUGGCUGGACAAUUGGGCCAGGCUGGAGCAGACAAAGCAGCCAGGGGUGAUGUGAUCAGAAGGCUGGUGAAACGGUUGACAUCAGAAAAUGCACCCAUGGUGUAAGUACAAGCCCUUUGUGGUAGAAGGGGGGCAUUCUUAAAACUAGCCAGUUUUGAGCAGGUCAGUCAUAGGAUAGCCAUAACCUCUAUUGGACAGGCAUCCUCACAUCACUGUUGUGUUUUGAGUGGCAGGGCACAUUUUGUGCUAUAAACCUUUCAUAAAAGUCUCUUAAUGAGGUUUUGAGAAAUAUGGGUUUAGCGUGAAAGGUCAUUCUAGUACAACAGCUAUAAUAUCUAAAACCUAUUAUACUGGGCACUUUCUCUUUGCUGUGCACUUGGUGCAGUGUAUGUGGCUGAGCCAUAAACCUUGCUGUCAGAGAGAGUUUAGCAGUGUCAAUCUAAAAGCCCGUAUUUUGAUAACAGACUGCGGGGCUUGGACACUUAGUCUUUUGGAUAAUGGUAAAUUUUAAUUCUGGACCUAAGAAUUUGAGAGAUCAAUUCAGUCUUCUGCAGGGCUAGAAACAUUUACUACUUUUUCUUGUUUUAAAAGAAGCUAGUGAUUAUAAUUUGAAAUAUUUUAUUCUACCCUGCCUAAAUAGCAUAGGGUAUCUGGCAGGAGAGGUGCAGUUUCAGUCCUGUGCCAAGGAUGCCAUGGGGCUACCUGCAUUUGAUGGAUGUUUGGAUGCUGCGACAGUGUGGCAGAAAAGAUGUUCUUACCGCAGCACGUUGCUGGGGUGGUGUUCAUGUGCUCAUGUCUUUCAUCUUCACAGUUUGGUUGUGUUAGAUGAGAUGGAUCAGCUGGACAGCAAAGGGCAGGAUGUGCUGUACACAAUGUUUGAGUGGCCUUCCCUCCCCAACUCCCGGCUCGUUCUCAUCGGUGAGUGUCGAGAGUUAAUGAUGCCCAAUCCUAUGUUUCAGGAGAGAGGAGAGCAUGACUUCAGGGCUGGCAUUGUGGGGCGGGUGGCACAAUUGGAAAUCUUCAAGCACCCACACACUGCCAGCCACAGUGCCCUCGCUCCUGCCGCUGUCCCUCCCAUUCACUGCCUGUAUGCCUGUCCUCCCUCUGUGGCCCAGAACGACACAAGUGUCUGGAAAGCAGGAGCAAGCUACCACCUUCCUAGUCACCUGUCUGAACCCACUAGUUGGAGGCAAGGAUUUUAUGCAGACUCGGCCCAUCUUUGCUACAUGAAUAUGGCAUGGCGAAGGCAACAAGGCCAGUGAAGGCAGAGGGAGGAGGAACAACAGGAGGCAGUGAGGAGCGUGUGGACCUGCUGAGGACAUUUGGCCUGAAGGCCUUCCCAAACCAGAUCAGCACUUGCUCCAGCAGGAUUGUAUGCCACUGCCCACCUCACUCCCUUCGGUGGAGGAAUGAGUUAUUCGUAAAUUGGUUCAGUGCAUCCUUUGACAGAAAUAGAACAUCUGAAGGGAGAUGGGAAAGCCACCUGGGCGAGUUCCCUGUACAAAAUGCAGGACCCGCCAGCCUUCCACUGACCAGCCUAUGGGAUACAGACCAAAGGCUGAGCAAUUCCUGAAACCCAGGAGCUCCAGGUGGCUUAAUGGAACAUGCAAGCUUAUUGCAGCAUGCCACAAGAAAGUUGCUAAUUCUUAAGCUUCUAUAUGAGGUCUACACUUUUCUGUCAUUCAUUGGCUAGGCGUUGAUGGAAUAUAAGGUCUUUUCGUGAACUUAUUUUGUGAGUCUGUGUGGUCCCUCAAAUGCAGAGUGAAGGUAGGUGGAGCUGUAUUUCAGACAGCAGGUGCAAGGUCAGCAUUCUAGGUGAACACUUCAAGCUGUAUGUGAAUUCUUGUUUUUGUUGUGUGGUCUCCUAUUUUAAGAGGCAAGCUAUGUGAGUGGGAAGCUAUGGGGUAAGAAGGAUAGAAAGGUAUAGAAGGAUAGAAAUUGGAUGUCUCCAAGGCCUCUAAGUAUCUCUUCUCGUUGGUAGGGAUAGCCAAUGCUCUGGACCUCACGGAUCGCAUCCUGCCCCGCCUGCAAGCCCGUCCCAAGUGCAGGCCACAGCUCCUAAACUUUCCCCCGUACAACAAAGACCAGCUUGCCUCCAUCCUCCAGGAACGCCUUAAGCAGGUAAAAUCUCAGAAGCUUAGUUCCAAAAUUCCUGUCCUGUUGUUGUUGUUACUGCUGUUGUUGUUGUAAAAUUUGUAUUCUGCUUUUCAUCCAAAGAUCCCAGGACGGUUUGCAACAGAAAAAUACAAAAUGAGAAUACAAAAUACACCUAAAUGACUUGCAGAAGGCACAGUCACUUCUGCUUUGGAACCCUGCUAAAUUUGUUAUUAUCUUGACAUGCAGAAUAUAUACCUCUCCUGUGCCUUGGCACUAGGGGCGCUUUCCAGGUUCCCUGUGGUUGAGAACCAGCCCACUUUCUCCCUCUUGCGAGAUCGAGGAGCAGUGGCUACUAUGUAAAGUGAAGGAAGGCACAGAAUGCUAGUAAUUUGGGGGGAAAUGAGAUGCUGCUAUGCCAUAAACAGAGUUACAGUGUAUAAAAGAGUGAAACAGUGGUGUUUUGUUUUGUUUUGUUUUGUUUUUAAAGAUAAAAAUGGCAAUUGAGUAAUAAGAGGGUCCAAACCUGUGGAUCAGGGAAAGCUUGGGCAAAAAGGGACAAUGUAUUUACAAGACAUCUGAAACCAACUGAUGGAUGAUGACCUUGAACGUGGCCUGGUAGCAGAUUGCCAGUCAAUUAAAUUCCCUCAGUUUUGGUGCAAUACAUGCACAUCCAGGAGCUCCACGCAGCCCUCUUGGCAGCAGCAUGCUGACAUUGUAUUUACUGAUAAAUCAGUCCUAGCCUGUCUUGUUGCUUGCUAAGCCCUUUGCUCUCCAUGUCUCUAUGCCACUUCCUGGUGGCAACAAAUAAGGUCGGAAGUCGGGGGGGUGGGGAUUAAAGACUGUAAGUUGGACAAAACAAAGAGUUCUUGGGCUGUUACAAAGGAGCUGCCUUUACACAUGCCCCCAAAACCCUUUUGGUAUUUUUUUUUUUUACUGAAUCCAGAAAAAUGUCGCGCAGCAGAGCUUCCAAGAUUUCUCUUGCAGCUCCUGUUUUCUUCUCCCUGUCCCUUAGGUGUCAGGGGAGCAGGUGCUGGACCACGCCGCCAUCCAGUUCUGUGCUCGGAAAGUCUCUGCUGUCUCUGGGGAUGCGCGCAAAGCUCUGGACAUCUGCAGGUGAAGAAUAUAUAGCACUCUUAAAAACCCGAGCUAAUUACAGCGCAUGUGGGAUGUGAUUUAAAGCUUCAUUAUGCUGUUUGGUCCCCCUGCCUGGGAGGUGGAGGGAGGGAGAGAGCGAGCGGGGGAGAGCCCUCAUGCCUUUGUGGUGAGAGGGGAGGGUGCUUCCUGUUCCUGACUGUGUUAAUGUCUGGAAACGUUCACAGCCCAUUACCUAUGAAGGGUGAGAGGAAUUGGUCCUCCCUGCUGCGAUUAUAGAUUGGUUAAUUACAUUUGGAUUGCAAAAGGCUCUCAUUAACAGUACUCAAGCAGACAUCUUUAUGGUGCUUAGAAGUACUUCCUUUUCCCUUGCAAGUUGGCUUUAAGGGAGUUGCUUCCUGCCUUCCUUGACCUUGCCCAGGCAUUUGCUUGGUGGCUGCCUCUUCCUGUGUUUGACUCAACAUUUUUUUUGGGGGGGGGGGAAUAAAAACAUGUACUUCAGCACAGGCUGAUGAUAGACGUGACCCCUUGGCAGAAGGAAGGGCACGGCUGUUACUUUUCAGGGAUGUUGGCACAGAUCUUUCUUGCGUGUGUGUGGAAUAGGGUUUAGCUGCUCAUAGGUUUGGAAAAAGGAAACGAGACUGUGGUAGGAUCCUCCCUGCCAGACCUCAGAGGUUGGCUCAUCAGCCCGUUUGGGAGGAAACAGCGGCCGCCUUUCUUGGGCCCAACAUAUAAGAUGUCCGGCUGCCUGUGUGUGUGUUUCACUUUAUGGUGCUCCCCUUUCUUUCCAUUUGUUGACAACGACAACUAAUCCAAUAUGCGGCUGGCAGACCAGCGACUAGGAGCGGCUGCCAGGACCAUAUAACACCAGUCCUAAAAGAAGUACAUGACUCCCAGUACAUUUUCGAGCACAAUUCAAAGUGCUGCUGCUGACCUUUAAAGCCCUAAACGGCCUCGGUCCUGUAUACCUGAGGGAGCGUCUCCACCCUCAUUGUUCUGCCCGGUCACUGAGGUCCAGCUCCGAGGGCCUUCCGGCGGUUCCCUCACUGCAAGUAGUAAAGUUACAGGGAACCAGGCCGAGGGUCUUUUCGGUAGUGGCACCCUCCCUGUGGAAUGCCCUCCUGUCAGAUGUCAAGGAGAUAAACAAUUAUACACCUUUCUGAAGACAUCUGAAGGUAGCCCUGUAUCGGGAAGUUUUUAAUGUCUGAUGUUUUGUUACGUUUUUUAUAUUCCGUUGGAAGCUACCCAGAGUGGCUGGGGCAAGGUAUAAGUUGUUGUUGUUUAUUAUGCUCUUCUCCCAACACCCUCCAGCUAGGCCUGUUAGAUCCCCACCUUUGCAAUCUUGUAAGAGGCAGAUUAUGCUUCCACGCAUUAAAAUUUGCCCCUGAAUAAUUUUGUAAAAUACUGAAAACUAGUAGGAGAAAUACAUGAAUUGAUUAAAGUUGAUACAAAACCUAUCAAACAACAGAUUCCAGGGGAGCAUUUAGCCAAUGUUAAGAGCCCAUUGAAUUUAAUGGGAGCAUUAAAUAUAUUCUCUUUCCCUAAAAUAAAUGAAAACUAGAAGAGUUUAAUUUGCCCCCCUUCCCUUUGACGUAUGGCAAAGCGGGUACACUUAAAAAAAAAAAUCAACAAAAAGAUGUCCCAAAAAAGUUCAGCAACUUUGACCUUAAAAAAAAUGUUGGGAAUAUGGCAACCCUAGUUAGGGUAUAUGUCCAAACAUCUUUAGUUUUGGCUAAGUUUUGUUUGGCUAAGCUAAGUCUGAUUUGAGUAUUUGUCAACUUAAGCAGAGAUUUAGCCGUGCUCCACACCACCCGUGGGGUGCGCAAAUUAGACAGUGGUUGGCACUGGGGCUUCGGGUUGAGAACUGCCUCCAGCAUCGCUUCCACUACAACAAAUAGAGCGUUAGUCUCAUUAAGAGGCAAGAUUGUAAUGAGCUCCCAUUAAUGGGCCAUGCAUGUGCCACUCCAGGUCUCCCAUGUGUGGGGGUGGGGGGGUUGCUUGCAUAGUUUUCCCUCUUGUGACUUUUCAACACUGCUUUGAGAGCAGGAUUGGGGUGAGAAAGACAGAACAGCCACAUGGUAUGAUAAAAUUACGGGCUGGUUAGGUACCUUGUUAUGACAACAGACAAAAGCCUAGAAACACAGUCUUUCUGGACUGUUGAUUUUUGUUGAUGGGUCAGGAGCCAUAACCGGUUACAUCCAGGCACAGUCUCUUCUCUUCUUCUCUCUCUCAAUCUUUUUGGGCAACUACUUUUGGAAGAUAAGCUUAAUCAAACCAUUUGCUCCCUACCUCCAUAGCUGUAAAGGGAUGGGGAAGCGGGACAAAAUAAGGAAACUCAAGUGCCAGUCCUUAAAAUGCUAGUUUCAUAUAAAUGAGCUGCCAGAAUGGAAAUGGGAGGGGCCUAACGGAGCUGCUGGAAUGGGCCAGGGGAGGUUGGCUUGGCAUAUGCUCCACCUGUCAUGGAACUCCAACUCCCAGAAACCCUCGCCAGCCUGGCCAGUGGUCAGGGAUGAUGGGUGGUAUAGUGUUCAGCAGCCUCUGGAGGACCACAGGUUAAGCUGCUCCUGGAAUGGGCCCUGCUUUCCAUGCCUCCCACUGUUGCAGCCUGCUGGAAUAUCUGCUGCCAGAUGGGAGAUGAUGAUCACUAUGGCUAUCAUUACUAUUACUAUUAUUAAUAAUAUUUAAAAGUGGUGGUUUUUUUUAAUCGUACAAAAUAAAGUGGAAAAAGUGCUAUAUCAUAUAUAUUAAAUAUUGAGCCAACUAUAUUCUGUAUAACCUCGUUCCAAAUAUCAAUAUAUUUGUCCAAACAAACCUGUGUCUAUAAGCAGUCCGUUCCUAUGUUGCGAGUGCUGCCCUGUCUUCCAUCUAUCGAUUCAAGGGGACUAGAUGAGAAUUGAAGGAUGGAUAGCCCAAUGGAACUGGUCUUUCAGUGGACAACCUAAUGAGAAAAUCUGGAGUAGCCCAGUGUUGGGGAUUGAUAAAAAGCAUUAGCAGGGAACUAACGCCUUUGUCUGAAAUGUUACUCUUGUCCUUAGGAGGGCCAUUGAAAUUGUGGAGUCAGAUGUGAAGAGUCAAACUGUGCUUAAACUGCUGCCUGCCUGUAAGUAGCUUUCCUCCCUGCUCUUCCCCCCUGAGCAGGUCCUAGGCUGCUGUGCAGUGCUGUCAUGUUUCAUUAAAUGCUUUCCUGACCCUAGUUGGUAGCGUUUCUUCCCAGGGACUUGUUCAGGCCUUGCUGAGGGAUGUGGGGGCCAGCGGUGAAGGGAGACAGGAACGUGCAGCUGGCUGGUACGGGAAAAAUGUUCUCCCUUCCAGCAGUCAGCCCUGCAGAGGGAGGCAAACACCUGCUCCUUGUCUUUCCUGCACUGGCUUUAAGUGUAACUUGAGCAGUGCAAAUGCAGGUGUGAAGCUACUACUACGUCCAGGGAGCGGGAAAACAAGCGAUUUCGGUUUUCAAAGCAUCUCCCAAAAUGAACUGAAAAUCUGUGCAGCUUAGGGACAUUGUACUCUGAAUGUGUAGUGUUGCAAUAGCUUUGGGUCCACCUUGCCUCAUCUUUUUCUCAUUUGCUGUAAUGUAUAAAUGGUGUGGACAUCUGUUACUUCUGCUUCAGAAUGGGCAGGAUGGAGAGCAGAGAGACUGUUUUAAAUCUGUGCUAGGCGAGUUGGUCUGGGUCUGGUCAUUUCCCGAGUAUGAGACUGCCUGGGAACUCUAGCAAUGUCACUCUGAGCUCUUUGGCCAAAAGGCAGCAUAUAAACACAAGAAGAGUGUAUACAUUACAGUGGUACCUCGGGUUAAAUAGUUAAUUCGUUCCGGAGGUCCGUUCUUAACCUGAAACUGUUCUUAACCUGAAGCACCACUUUAGCUAAUGGGGGCUGCUGCCGGGCUGCCGGAGCACGAUUUCUGUUCUCAUCCUGAAGCAAAGUUCUUAACCCGAGGUAAUAUUUCUGGGUUAGUGGAGUCUGUAACCUGAAGCAUCUGUAAUCCGAGGUACCACUGUGCAAUAAUCAUAUGGGAAUGAAGCUUUACUUUUUGAAGAUACAACCCAUGCCAGGACCCUCCUAUUGAUCUCUACCUGCACUGCCUUACUCUUCAUUCAGCUGCUCACUGUCUUCUUUCUGACUUCUCCCGUCCUCAGGCAAAUCCUCUUCUAAGCCAGCCACAGACUCAGCAGUACCCCAGCGGGUGGGACUGGCCCAUGUAUCCCGGGUGAUCUCUGAUGUGUACGGUGACCGUUUGGCCUCAGGUGCAGGCCGUGACGAUGCCAAUACCUUUCCCUUGCAGCAGAAAAUCUUGGUCUGUUCUUUGCUGCUCUUAACCAGGCAACAGAAAACCAAAGAGGUGACUCUGGGAAAGGUGAGUGUGCAGAUUCUCUCUGCCCCCCCCCCCACCUCUUCAAAUUGCCACUGCUAGUGUAUUAUGUCACUCUUACUUGGCAGGGGGCUUUGCUUUGCAGCACAAGAGUUCGUCACUUAAAACCAGAGUCCUUGGGAGCACAAAGGAAGAAGUGCACAAGUAGUUUCUCUGAGUCCUACCAUGGACCCACUUAAAAAUGUUUGGCUGUUUAUGCGGGACGUGCAGUACACAAAGAAUUAGAGUCCCCAAAAAAACCUUCAAGGGAAUUGGCUCCAUCUGCCUCUCUCUUCCUCUCCUCUUACGUCUCCCGUCCUUGUUCUUUGUUUGUUUGUUUUUUAAGGCCAUGGGAGCUAAUGAGAACUGUUCGCUUACAGAAGUAAGUUUUAUGUUUGAACGGAGUGGAAGAUGACGGCUUGGAAUGUCUUUUAGUAGUGUUUGGUGCAGCAUAGGCUACAUGCAUUGCACCCUAAAAACCUCUGUCUUGUCUUUGAGUAUUAUUCUACCCAUCCUAAACUACUGUGGGGUGGAAGGGUUUUGUGUCUCUCCACCAUCAAUUCAGUCUGGAUAGCUCACUUGGUUAGAGCCUGGCGCUGAUAACACCAUGGUUGCAGGUUUGAUACCUGUAUGGGACAGCUGCAUAUUCCUGCAUUGCAGGGGAUUGGACUAGAUGGUCCUUGGGGGUCCCUUCCAGCUCUAUGGUCUGCCCCCCCCCCACUUGCUGUGGAAGUGUGGGUUGUAGUAGCAGUGCUCAUAUGCUAGGGGUGUGGAGCAGCACUUGUGUGUUGCUUUGCCAGCAACUUUGGCUGGGCUGUGCGGGACAUGAACAGGAGACCUAUUAUUCAGUUAGAAGCCACAAAGAGAGAUCUAGCUAGCCCUGGGGCAUUUGGAGGAAGCCAUAGAGAGCAAGGUACAUUAUGCACACUUUCCUGCUUCCUCUACUCAAAAACGCUGUGUUUUUUCAAUGGCAUUUCCUCCUAGCUGCAUGAGGCCUACAGCAAGGUUUGCCGCAAGCAGAAAGUAGGAGCUGUUGGCCAAUCAGAAUGCCUGUCGCUUUCGGCUCUCCUGGAAUCCAGAGGCAUUGUGGGCUUGAAGAAGACUAAAGAAGCGCGUCUGACUAAGGUACUACUGCAGAUCUACUUUUGCUAUGGCCUGGACUCCAGCAGGGGUGGCGAGGGCAGUAUCCAAGGUCCCCUUCACCUCUCAGAAAGGGCCAUAAUCUAGUGGUGGAACACAUGCUCUGCAUGCUGAAGGACCCAUGUUCAAUCUCAGCAUCUCUAACUAAAAGAAUCCCAAUGCAAGGAGAGAGCCGCCACCACUCAGAAAGGACUGUACUAUGGUAGAUGAUCCCAAUAGUACCACUCCAUAUGGGGCUGCUGAAUAUAUUUGAUGGGGCAGUUUGCUAGUAAACAUGAGAACUAAAUUGUGAGCCGAGAUCCGAAAAUUGUUGUGUCCCUCAGCAAAUAAACCUUUGAGAAAGGGGUGUGUGCUUUGCCGUGGAAAUGCAUGGCAUUGGAAUUAGCCCCCUGCCUUUUAAAGUGGUUUUACAUUUAUUUAGAUCAGUGUUUCCCAAACCUGGGUCUCCAGCUUGUUUUUGGACUACAACUCCCAUCAUCCCUAGCUAGCAGGACCAGUGGUCAGGGAUGAUAGGAACUGUAGUCCAAAAACAGCUGGAGACCCAAGUUUGGGAAACACCAAUUUAGAUUAAGAAUAUACUCUCUCCCUAAGAUCUCUAUGUGCAGCGUUUCCUUAUUUCAUUGGUCCUCAGCACAGUCACUGGAAACAUGUUGAUUCCACCACUCCAGUAUAGUGGAAGAAAUAACGCUGAGCAGUGAUGAUUUGCCCCAGCGGUUCAUGGUCCCAGCCUCCUAUGGAAAACUUUGGGUGCCAGGCUGCUUUGAUGCCUGAAUAUUCACUGCUGGCUUCCUUAAAUGCAUCUGUCUCCCUCCUCUGCCUGCCUUAGCUGUGUUGGUGGGAGAACUGCCGCAUCUUUCUUGUUCUCCUUUGUUUUAGCUCUAUGGGAGAGCCACAGUGCACAGCCCCUCCUGUCAGUCUGAUGAAAGAGGCUGCACCCUUCUAUAGGAGGGAGAAGUGUAGAAAUAAUGGAGAAUAAAUGUCAGCAUUCUUGCACAUAGGUGUGCCCAAAGGGGAGCAGAAGUUCAAAACCCAUAGGUUCCUUGCCAGGUCAGUUGACAGGAGCGAGCCAGCAGAAAUUUGCACUGAGUAAGCUGGAGAUAACUUUAUUAGCAAGACAGGAUCUGCGCAGGAGUGUCAGGCCUAAUGAUCACAACAACUGCCGCCAUGAAACAGAUGCCAAGACUAAAGGUCCCUGCCUCCCCACAGCCAGCAGUGUCGUCUCCUCUCCAGAGUUUUUUCCAAGCAAUCAGAGACUCCCCACUUCAUGCCUCUCCUGGUUCUGGAAGGCCAAUGGGGAGGGGAACUUGUUGCAGCAAUUGGGAGAGACACCCAUGCCUCUUCACAAACCUGACCCACCUCUGCCUCUUGGCCUCCCUCCUCUCCAGCUCCAGCUUCAGCUUCUGCCUCUGAUUCUGGACUGCUCUCUGCCACCAACUCUCCCAGCUCACUAAGACCUGUUGCCUCUUCACCUUCUGAAACCUCCUCUUCCCUCUGACCACUCAGCAUUGUCCCACCAUCAUGCCCCAGGCUCUGAGUUAUCUUCCCUUGGGGGUUCCUCAGAUGGGUUCCUCCCACCACUCCUCUGCGUCCAACCAGUCCCUGACAUCAGCUGAUCUGCCUGUGUAAGAUCUUCCACCACCAGUGCAGCUGUGAAAAGACUCAGGAGCAUCACAGGGCACUUUUGGGCCGCCAUGGCCCAAUUGGCUCUGCUGUAAGAAGAUAAUGGAGGUCCCCCGGCUAUCCUGUCCCCCUAAAACCUUAGCCCUGAGCUAAGUAAGUUUCAAAAAGGCGGGGAAUACCUGCCUCAGGAUGGCAUUUUAUCUAUGCAAACAAUGGGAAUCCUUCUGUGGAGCAAGGAGCUGUCAAGAGAAGAAGCCGUGAUGGUUGAAUUUUGUUUGAUGGCCAAAAUUGGUUUGUUCUGCAGCUUGAGGAAGAAAGCAAGUGCUGGAUGAAGGAAGUAUAAAGAUACAAGGCACCCAUUGUGCCUGAUGGUUUUGGGCCUCCUCCCUCUGCCCACAAAUGUCCCACCUUCUAUCUAGUAGCACAGCAAUAAAACUGCUAGCACAUUUGCAGAGCUAAGCAGGGCCUGGUUUGCUUUCAGAUUGGAUGGCAGACUGUGUGUUGAGAUUCUUGCAUUGCAGGGGUUUGGACUAGAUGGUCCCUCUGGUGUCCCUUCAAAUCCUUUGAUUCUACAACCUUGGGAAUUGGCAGUGGGGGAAUCCCAUGACAGGUUGUGAAAUUCUGCAGGAGUCACCAUACGAUUUAGCUGCUGUUGCAAUGCGGGCUUUGGGCACUGGGUGGAAGCGGAGCUGUUUGGAUGGCAUUGUGUAUAGCAGAUGUGCCUGUAUUCUCUCUCCCCAUCUUCCCAUUACGGAGGCCUAGUGAUUUCCAGUGUCCUACAAGGAGUGGCCUCCUCUAGAGACCAUGCUUUUUUGCAAUGAUGGAUGCUGACUACCAGUUUCCAGCCUGACAAAUCCUUUUCUUCCCAGGUCUUCCUGAAGAUAGAAGAGAAGGAUGUGGAACAUGCCCUCAAGGAUGGAGUUUUGGUUGGAAGCAUCUUGGCCGAGGGGAUUUAAGAGUUCUUGUUCUCACCUCCCUUCUUGCACAGAAUGUUCCUAACUAAUGGACCGUAACUUCUUGCCGGAAACAUUUCAUGAGGCAUAUCAGUGGGUGGAUGAUUAUAGUUAUCCCUACUCCUCCCGCUACCCCCGCCGGCCCCAGCAGCAUCAGUGUUAUAAAGAUGCCCUGUCUAUUUUUCCAAUGGGUGUUUUUUAAACUGCAAGGUAUCCUAAGCAAUGGGUGGAAUGGAGCUGACUCAGUUAAUUUUUAGGAGCUGGACUUCCACCCUUCGCCUAGGUAUCUCCCCUUUCCUACACUUCCCGUUUUCUUUUUAUGAAUCCCAGAGGGAGAAACACACGCCAACAGUGUUAACAUCUCUCCCCCCCGCCCGCCUUCCACCUGCACACAUACUGGGGCUGCUUGUGUCACUCCUGGGGCGUCUGCCUGUCUUAAGCACCCAAGAUGAAAGAGGAUGAAGGCUGUCAGCAAGAGAGUCCAUUUGCCAGAAACAAAAACCAUUAACGUCACAGGAGGAAAUAAGGAGGCAGCAGCUUCUCUCGCAGGCUCCUUUGAAGUCAAGGCUGUUUCCGCGAAGCAGAUGUCAGUCAUGCUGAGGCUUAGCAUCUCAGGAGCUGCAGUGGGGCUUAGCGAGAGAGAGCGAGGCACACAAACCUGAAGUCUCCAAGCGCCUUAAUGUUUAUGAACUGUGGAUGCAUCCUUAGAGCUGGAGCUGGUUGCGGCCUGGGGCAAAGAGCUGGUCUGUUUCGUUUCUGAGCCACUUCUGCGAACUGCCGGCUGCUUAGUUUGAUGCCUUUGUGUGGAACUCAAAAUUCUUAUAGUUAACAUGAAAUGCUGCCUUGGGUUUCCACACUGCGCCCCUCCCUCUUUGAGUGGCUUGCAGCCCUGGUGAGGGAAAUUUCACAACGUCUCUUUCCCACCCCACCCCAUGAGUUUAUAGUAUUUGAGAUGUACUGAAAUGUGUAUUUACAGCCAGAUGUUUGUUUUUUAAAAAAACAGAUGGGGUAUAUUCCCAUUGCUUUUUAAAUUUU
Podarcis lilfordi (Lilford's wall lizard) is the source of this 17912-nucleotide messenger RNA. The record is from the annotation of a GenBank genome assembly. Lineage: Eukaryota; Metazoa; Chordata; Lepidosauria; Squamata; Lacertidae.